Molecule: messenger RNA, 2565 nt
Organism: Bactrocera tryoni
Lineage: Eukaryota; Metazoa; Arthropoda; Insecta; Diptera; Tephritidae
Product: gustatory and pheromone receptor 32a-like
Exons: 4
Coding region: 30-1319 (429 amino acids)
Biological process (GO): sensory perception of taste
Cellular component (GO): dendrite; axon; membrane
Source: RefSeq, a predicted model, not a curated record
CGUCAAAGUUGUCAAUCGUGUUCGUGAAAAUGCGAAGUCUCAAUCGCGUAGGUCAUGAAAGUAACGUUAAAAGCGAUAAAACACGAAAACCUGCAAAGAACUCCAUACUCCUCUACUUGAAGUGCCAUUUGUUAUUACUGAAAUACUUGGGUCUAUUACCGUUCUAUACUACGCUUAGUGCCUAUGAGAUUGACAUGCCAACCCAACGCUCGAUAUAUAUAAACCGAGCCAUACUUUUGGCUAAAUUUGCGUUGAACAUUUCGCACAUCAAUGUCGUUCUGUCACCCAUAAUACUGCAGCUACUCUUCAAAAGAAGCAAUACGGACGGCAUUGCCAACUUGUUGGACGUGGCCUUUUGUAUGCUCAGUGAUAUCACAAUAACGUGGACCUGUGCCCGUAGUACCACGGAAAUCCUGCUGAUAAUCAAUAGCUUCUUAAGAGUGGACAAGCUACUCGGACAACAUCCAGACUCGCCGGCUGAAAGAAGCUGCGCCACCAAUCAUUUCAAUAGAUAUUUGUUCAUAGUAUUUGGUUACAUUACUCUCGUCAUGAUAGCAUACGUUAAACACACUUUGGACUAUUUCUCCAUGUACUUUUGCGCGUACAUAACCUUCUACCAGCUGGAGAACGCGAUCUCGUGCGGCUUUGUUGUAUUCAUUUCAGCGCUACUGCAUCUACUCACGGAGCGCUUUCAAUACGUAAAUCGGCUGAUCGAGCAAUACACUACUAAAAAUUUGCUACCGAAACGAUAUCCAUACAUGAGCACAACGUCGAUGUUGAGCUUCGACAGAAAUACGAACACGCACGACGAUGUCAAUUUGAGAAUGUUUGCGCAGAAUUCAGCUAUGAUUUAUAGUUUGCACAUCGAUUUGUUGGAUAUUUACAAAAUGGUCAACAAAUAUGCCGGUUUGGGUCUCUUGAUGUUUUUACUGUACGCCUGCUAUGGCUUAUUGUCCUGCGCCUACGAUUGCUUCGUGUGCGAAUGGCAAACGAGCGACGAUUUGUAUUAUGGCAUCUGGACAUUCUCUUGGUUACCUCUCUAUGCGGGAAUUCUAAUACUCUUAGCGACUAACUGCGCGAAGGCUACAAAUCAGGCAAAUAACACGUCGCAAAUACUUGCGAGAGUCUACGGAAAGGGCAAGGCAUAUCAAAAUAUUAUUGACAAGUUUCUUACCAAAAGCAUUAGACAGGAUGUGCACUUCACCGCUUACGGCUUCUUUGUUAUCGAUAAUACAACACUGUUCAAGAUUUCCUCAGCUCUGGUCACUUAUCUAGUGAUACUAAUCCAGUUCAAACAGUUGGAAAAAUCCAAGGAUUAGGGAACUGGUCUAAUGGAAUUGCAUCAAAUUUGGCAUAUAAUUUAUGAUUGCUCAACAAUAAAUAGAAAAUAAAGUUAAAUUAGUACUAAGGAAGCUUACUACUAACAGGUCAAUUGAAAAGUAAAUGGUCUGAUGAUAGCGCUACUAGAAUUGAUCCAUAUGAUUUUUAGUUAGCCCUAACCUUCAAAAGGCGCGUAUAUUCAUUUGACAGUUUUCGGAUUAAGAGUUUGUUAAUUACAUCAUUUUCAGUAAAUCAAAUUUUAUUUUUUUGAAAAAAAAAUGGCUAAAAAGUAUAUUUCAGUUGAAAUGAGCACCGAAGACGGACUAAAAAAAGAGGUUAUUGCUGACGAAAAUAGGAAAGAAGUACACAAAACAAUUUAUCAAUCUGAUUUAACGAUAUCUACUGAACUUAUAUCAUAUCAUAUCACCAAUGUUUAGGUAUGAGAAAGCCCUGCGCAAAGUGGAUACCACGCGAGCUCACUUUUCACCCAAAAAAACGACGAGUUGAUGAUUCGGAGCAGUGCAUGGAGAUGUUUAAGCAUAACAAACCUGCGGUUUAGCGUCGAUAUCUGACAAUGGUUGAAACAUGGCUCCGAUAUUUCACUCCGAAGUCCAUAACGACAGUAAUCUGAGUGGACUGACACGAAGAACCCUGUACAAAGCGUAGGGAAACGUAACAGUUAUUUGGCGAGGUUAUGGCUACUUUUUUUUAUUAGGAGUAUACAUCGAAAGACGGAUCGCGGCACUUUAAUCCGCUUAACCUAACCUAGUCUUAUUUCAUGUCUUUCCUACGGGACCACAGAACUAAUUAUUACUUCAUGGGAGUAUGGCGUCUGUGUUUUGCAAUGCGCAUAGAAUAAUUUGUGUGCCUUGAAGAGAAAGGACCAUCAAGAGCGACUAUUACAUUCAAAUAGAGAGUGUUUUUCACAAAGACAUUGCACUGUGUCCCAAGUCAGUGAAAACACAGAACAUAAAUCGUUAAAUUAUGCUUCGAAUUGCAUCCACCGUAUUCUCCAGAGUUUAUUUCCUGUUCUCAAAUCUCAAAGUAAUGCUCUCUUGGAAGACAUUUUCGUCGAAUGAUGAGGAGAUCGCCGAAGCUGAGGUCUAUUUUAAAGCAAAGGCCAAAUCGUUCUCUCAGAAUGGUAUCAAAAUGCUGGAGGAACUAUGUUGAAUAAUUGAUUAUUUCAUCUUCAUUAUAAAAUCUGUACAAAAUCACGUCUUUAAUAAAGUAUCGGCUUAAAUCGCA